ACCAUCGUUCCCAGCUCCGUAAUUUUCCAACAGAAAACAAUUCAAAAAAUCAAGGAACGAUUGUCAAUUUUGCCCUAAUCAAUUGUCCAAACCAGGAGAAGCAAAGUCUGUACAUCCAGAUGGAGCUUCCUCAACCCCGUCCCUUUGGAACCCAAGGUAGGAAAUCAACGCAUGACUUUCUUUCACUUUAUUCACCUGCACAGCAAGAUCCAUCCCCUAAUCCCCCAGGUGGCUACCUUGAAACUCAUGACUUUUUGCAACCACUGGAACGGGUAGGGAACAAUGUAGCCAGAGAAGGAAAUAAAGCCGAAGAACCACAAAGUAGGAAGUCCCUCCCACCAACUCCCCCGACUACAGUGGAGCACAUUCUUCCUGGUGGGAUCGGGACUUACAGCAUUAGUCACAUUUCUUGCCUCAAUCAAAGCCAAAGAAUACCAAAGCCUGAGGAGGUGGCUGCACAGUCUAGUGGUAGUGAUAAAAAUGAUGAAAAUUCGAACUGCAGUUCUUACACAGGGAGUGGUUUCUCACUGUGGGAAGAAUCUGCAGUAAAGAAGGGAAAGACAGGGAAGGAGAAUAUUGCAGGAAAUAGGCAUGUCAUAAGAGAGGGGGGCAUGAAGAUCGGGGGAGUUCCAUGGAUGACAUCCAUGGAGCGGCCAUCACAGUCUUCAUCUGCCCAUAACCAUCCAAGUGCAACCAUCAGUUCUCUGUCAUCUUCUCGUCCAUCAUCAGCCCAGAAGAAUCCUAGUUUUGUUGAUAUGUUAAAUUCUGCUAAGAGUACUCAAGAAGAUGAGGAUGAAGAAGAAGAAGAAGAAGAGUUUGUUAUCAAGAAAGAGCCAACCUUGCAUUAUAACGGUGUUUUGUCGGUUAAAGUGGACACAGCACACCAUGAUCAAAAGCCCAACACUCCACGUUCUAAGCAUUCUGCUACGGAGCAGCGUAGAAGAAGCAAAAUCAAUGACAGAUUUUCGAUGUUGAGAGAACUCAUCCCUCAUGGUGAUCAAAAGAGAGAUAAAGCAUCAUUUUUGUUAGAGGUGAUUGAUUACAUUCAUUUUCUACAAGAGAAGGUUAACAAGUAUGAGGAUUCAUGCCUCCGUGGAUGGAACAACGAACCACCUGCCAAUGCCAUCAUCCCAUGGAACAAUAAUCAAAGACCAAGCGAAGGAUUUGUUGAACAACCACGUGUCCAAAACGCAUUAGUAUUUGCUCCAAAACUGAAUGAGAACAAGGGAAGUUUUGGGGCCAAAAAAGGGAAAAACCUAUUAGAUAGUGAAGUGAAGGAAAUUGGUGGGUUGACAAAUAAGGCAUCUCCUUUGGGUUCAAACAUAUAUUCUCCUGCCGGUUGUCCUUCAACACAGCUGGCAUCUGAUACAGCAUCCCAAUUAUGGCAGAGCAGAUCAUGCACAACUGAUUGCAUUGCUGGUGAUAAGUUGAAAGAAAAGGAACUAACAAUUGAAAGUGGCACAAUAAGCAUCUCAACCAUCUACUCUCAAGGGUUAUUGACUAGUCUAACACAAGCGCUACAGAGCUCCGGUGUCGACCUAUCUCAGGCCAACAUCUCAGUACAAAUUGACCUAGGAAAGAAACCCAUCCUUAAGAAAAAUGAAGUAGGGAAUGAUGAAACGGUGAGACGUUCAAGAGUUGCAAGCAGCCGGGAGGAAAAGAGUGAUAAAGGCUUGAAGAGGUUUAAGUCGAGCAGAAACUAAAAGAUUAAUCAUUUAUUGCUUCCAAAUGGAGGACGAUUCAUGUGUUUUUUUUUUUUUGUUUUUUUUUGUUAAUUUUUAUAUAUUUAUAUUAAUUGUGUUGGAAGUUAAUACGAUGUAUGUAGAUUGGGGGGGAUACUAAUGAAAAAGAAUGUAUUAU
This is a messenger RNA of Cynara cardunculus var. scolymus (artichoke), 1860 nucleotides long. RefSeq names its product transcription factor BIM1-like. Gene Ontology annotation, molecular function: DNA-binding transcription factor activity; protein dimerization activity. Bases 120 to 1703 code for a protein of 527 amino acids. The transcript has 11 exons. The record is from RefSeq and is a predicted model, not a curated record. NCBI's taxonomy places the organism in Eukaryota, Viridiplantae, Streptophyta, Magnoliopsida, Asterales, Asteraceae. Gene Ontology annotation, biological process: DNA-templated transcription.